This is a messenger RNA of Eimeria mitis, 1944 nucleotides long. RefSeq lists its product as uncharacterized. The coding region runs from base 1 to 1944 and encodes 647 amino acids. The record is from RefSeq and is a predicted model, not a curated record. Gene Ontology annotation, molecular function: microfilament motor activity; GTPase activator activity; protein binding. NCBI's taxonomy places the organism in Eukaryota, Apicomplexa, Conoidasida, Eucoccidiorida, Eimeriidae. The transcript has 6 exons. Gene Ontology annotation, biological process: intracellular signal transduction.
AUGAAAGCAGAAGACAAGCGCAGCCGUGAGGUGUAUAGGCAGCUGCAGCAGAUGCAGUAUGAAUGGCCGUAUAUGAUAGAAGAGGAGAGAAGAGCGCAGCAGCAGCAGCAGCAGGAGCAGCAGCAGCAGCAGCUGCUGCUGCUGCAGCAGCACUGUCUCCUUCUUGUAUCUAGGAUAGAAACAUGCACACAGAGAAUCCAAACUCUGCUGCAGCAGCAGGCGUUUGCUGCUUGGUUUGCUGCAGCAAGAGCAGCAGCAGCAGCACAGCAGCAGCAGCAAGCUGCUGCUGCACUGCAGCGAGCAUGGAGAAGACAUGUGCAGCAGCAGCAGCAGAAAAGAGAGAGAAAGGCAGCAGCAGCAGCAAGACUAUCAUAUACAAUUGAACGUAUAAUAAUAAAAAGCAGCAACAGCAGCAGAAUGGUUGUGCUGCAGCAGCUGCAGCAGCUGCAGCAGCAAGCAGCAGCACAGCAGCAGAUGAAGAAUGCAGCAGCAACACGAAUAUCAGCAGCAUGGAGAGGCUACGCAUGCAGAAAGAAGUGGAAGCAGCAGCGGCUGCUGCUGCUGCUGCUGCUGCCGCAGCACCAGGCUGCAUAUCGUGGUUAUAGUGUCCGUCGUUUGCUGCUAGCAGCACACAAAGCUGUUGCUGCGCUGCAGCAGCAAAUCGACGCAGCACUGCAGCAGCUAGAUUCUCUGCCUGCUUCUCUCUCUCCUCUCUCUCCUCUUUCUCCUUUCUCUCCAUCCUCACACAGGGGGUGGGGGCCCCCCUGGGGCCCCCCAGGGGGCCCCCUUUGGGGGCCCCCAAGGGGGGCCCCCUGGGGGGGCCCCCCCUGGGGGGCCCCCAGGCUGCUGCCGCUACACCUGGGGCCCCUUCACUCGCUGCAGCUGCCGCAGCAAUUUACCUCUAGGAUUAGAAACAGCUUCGUGAGGUCACCGUCGCCUCCUGCUGCUGCAGACAGCAGCACGCAGCAGCAGCAGCAGCAGCAGCAGCAACAGCAGCAGCAACAGCAACAGCAACAGGAAGACAGGUCAAAGGAGCAGCAGAUGCUGCUGCAAGAGAAGGCACUGCUCAACCUGCAGCAGCAACAUGCAGCCGAAGCCACACACCAGCAGGCGGAGCAGCAGCAGCAGCAACAACAGCAGAUGCAGCAGCAGCAGCAGCAGCAGCAGCAGCAGCAGCACGGAGAAGUUGUCGUUGCUUCAACAACAGCAUUUGCUGCUGAGUCUGAGCGAAGGCCUCAGUGGGUACAAACACAGCAGCAGCAGCAGCAGCAAACUGCAGCAAGCAGCAGCAAUCAGCAGCAGCAGCAGCAGCAGCAACUGCAACAACAGCUUCUGCUACAGCAGGAGCAGCAACAGCAGCAGCAACUGCUGCCACCGAAGCGGCAUCCGCCCAUCCACCAGAAGCUGCAGCAGCAGCAGCAGCAGAUGCAGCAGAUACAGCAGCAGCAGGUGCAGCAGAUGCAGCAGCAGCAGCAGCAGGUGCAGCAGAUGCAACAGCAGCAGGUGCAGCAGAUGCAGCAGCAGCAGCAGCAGCAGCAACAGCAGCAGCAACCGCAGCAACAGCAGCAGCAGCAGCAGCACCCUGGUGGCGUUCUUCUGUCUCCUGGGGAUAGCCUGAUGGUUUCCCUCCCCGAGCGUAAUGUUGACAUCGACUUAACUAACCAGCCACAGCAGCAGCAGGAGCAGCAGCAGCAGCAGCAGCAGCAGCAGCAGCACGCAGCACCUGCAGCAGCAGCAGCAGCAGCAGCAGCAGCAGCAACACAGCUCACCCCUACAGCUGCAGCGUGCUCAGCCCCAUCACCUGCUGCUGCUGCUGCUGCAGCACCUGCAGCAGCAGCAGCAGCAGCAGCAGCAGCAGCAACACAGCUCACCCCUACAGCUGCAGCUGCUGCUGCAGCAGCACAGCAUGCAGGGGGAGGUGAUGCUGCAGCAGGAGCCUGUUAG